Molecule: messenger RNA, 810 nt
Organism: Pieris macdunnoughi
Lineage: Eukaryota; Metazoa; Arthropoda; Insecta; Lepidoptera; Pieridae
Source: the annotation of a GenBank genome assembly
AUGGAUCUAUCAUCUCGCAUGGCUGGUGGAAGUACAGCUGAUUAUACACCUUGGAUAGCGAUGUUAUCUUACGGAGAUGUGAAUUCGAGGUUCCAAUGCGGUGCCUCCAUUUUGACUGAAAGACAUCUUUUAACGGCAGCUCAUUGCAUCAGUGCUGCAUAUGUCAAUGGGAGUUUAACGAGAUCAUAUAUGGCAACAGUCGGUACAAAUAUACGAGACGGCACUGGACAGAACUAUAGCAUUAUAGGGAACUAUACCCACCCGGAUUACGCUAUGAACCUAGCAAAGAACGACUUGGGGAUCCUCAUCACCAAUACCAGCAUUAUAUUUUCACUUUUGGUGGAUCAAGUCACUUUAAACUUUAAUACAGUUGGCGAAGGGGUGUAUGUUGUGAUAUAUGGGUACGGCAGUAGUGGGGUGAAGAAUCCUCUAAGCACGGAAUUAGAAGAACUUGGGAUGUUCACAGUGAAUUCGUCGUACUGCUUUGAAGAAACCCAACGUGUGGCUAAAGAGAAGUUAGGCUUUAGUCCUCCGCACGUGUAUCCAGAAGCAGAGAUAUGUGCCUUUGAAGGGUUUGGGAAAGGCACUUGUAAGGGUGAUUCCGGUAGUCCUCUGGUAUGUGCAGAUAAUUAUCAACAGGUCGGCAUCACAUCUUGGGGUAUACCCUGUGCAUUAGGUGCCCCAGACAUCUUCACUAGACUGAGUUUUUAUAAAGAAUGGAUUCUUAGCGUCCUAGACAAGAUGGGGUACAAAGAUCAGUUAAAGUACUCAAUGGACAAAUGUUCUUCGAUUUACGACAAUUUUAAUUAG